UGCAUUGGUGACACUCAACAAAUGGGUUUGGGGUAUUUCAAUAGUAUGCCCAGUAUUUCUAAGAGCUAAUGUCUUUAAGAUAUUUAGAUUAUUUGGCACAGUAAAAGGAAUCACCCAAGACUGUAAUUUAUGCCAUGUAUCACUCCAAAUCUGGACAUAACAACAUUGAAUUUGUCGACUGCUAUUAAUACUAUAAACAUACAUAGUGAAAGUACAGUUUAAACUGGACUUUAAACAUUUUCAAACAUGUGCCAACGCACACACACAGGUGAUUAAUUGUACAAUUAUGGGUUAGGCUUGACUUUGAAAUGGUGCAUUGCAGUUGGUAUUCUGAGUCAUGUUAUUUAUACUGCUACUAAAGAUAUUACCUAGAGCUUAACAUUUGAGUCUAUGGUAAAAAGCUACUUUCCUGGGAUUCACAAUACACGUGUAAGAGGGCUAAUUGAAUUGCUGUUAUUUAUGAAACAUUUUAGUAUGAACAUUGUUUUACUUGGAUCAUUAUUUUCUUGCUUCUGUCUAACUUUACCAUUUAUAGAUGAACCUUAUAGUUCACGCAAUACAGAAUUUAAGAUGAGAAUACUGCCAUCUGCUGGAUACAUCUGGAAAUCCAAGAUGACACUAAAUCGCAGGGAUGCGCCUACGUACGUUUUGACGUCUACCGUUUCCGGAAGUCGAUCGUUCACUCCGGUGGUCCAGAGUAAAAAACAAUAGCGCAAACAAGUAUACCGUAUUUCUGUAAUUGCAACAUCACAAAUGUCAGUGGGGACCCGUUUAGAGAACGCAAUCCCUUGAUUUUUCAACGAACAGGCGAGACUUCAGACCACAGAGGACGAGGACGAAGAUGUUGCUGAUCCCAUCGACGACAGAGAAAUAUUUGAUAUUCUUUCGAUCUAUUAAUGAUCCUGAACACCCACUGUCCCUCGAGGAAUUGAACGUCGUAGAACAAGUGCGAGUGCGCGUAGAUGAUCAAGAGAACACUGUGGGUGUGGAGUUCACCCCCACUAUACCCCACUGCAGCAUGGCAACUCUCAUAGGCCUGUCCAUCAAAGUCAAGCUGCUGCGAUCCCUACCAGAAAGGUUUAAGAUUGAUGUGCACAUCACUCCUGGGACGCAUACCUCAGAAGAUGCAGUCAACAAACAGCUGGCAGACAAAGAGAGAGUGGCCGCUGCACUCGAGAACUCCCAGCUUCUGGAGGUGGUCAACCAGUGUCUGAUAUCCAAUGCAAGGACAAGCUGACCGUCCUGAUGGAUCAUUAGAAAGUUAUCCUUAGUCCAGGAGUAGGCUUAAUGUUUCUCUCCUGACAUAUUAACUGGACUGGUUGUUCUGUUUAUGUUGAGUAAAUGGCAAAUGUAUCUCAUAUGCUGCCAUUGUAUUUUUAUCUAACAGAAAUCCCUUGUAUCAUGUUUGAGUCUGUGUUGUAGGCAGAAAUACUAAACACACACUAGUUAUAUCUUCACUAGAUCUUCAGUUUUGCACUAUAAUAAACAAGCAUUGUUAUCCUUUAUUAUACAAGUAAACCAAUAAAACACAAGGUCAUAUCUUAUUUCAUUGAAAGCAUACCUGAUAUUAAUGGCAUUUGCAAAGAGAACAGAGAAAAUGUUUCUCAAAUAAAAUGUAAACCAAAUGACUGGGGAAGUGGCCCUGACACUGAAUAAGAAAGGCCAUUGUUUAUAACAUAUGUCUGGGAAUUAUUUUUAUUUUUUUCAUCAGAUGCCUUAUUUUAUAUUUGUCCAAAAUAGUAUAAAAUAUGUGAAAUAGCAUUUGAGUUGUGUUUUUCUCACUUAAAUGUGGUUGUAAAUAAAUGACUUGAUAUAAAAUGUA
Molecule: messenger RNA, 1822 nt
Organism: Oncorhynchus tshawytscha (Chinook salmon)
Lineage: Eukaryota; Metazoa; Chordata; Actinopteri; Salmoniformes; Salmonidae
Product: cytosolic iron-sulfur assembly component 2B
Exons: 5
Coding region: 842-1237 (131 amino acids)
Biological process (GO): iron-sulfur cluster assembly
Cellular component (GO): cytosolic [4Fe-4S] assembly targeting complex
Source: RefSeq, a predicted model, not a curated record